CUGAGCUAGAGCGGAAUGCGAGCGCGCUCGCGUUUUUCGGUGAGUGGCGAGCUAGAGCCGCUCUAUUUUAAAAAUCGCGAGCUAGAGCGGGACUGGACGAGUCACGAGCGGAAGCUCGUGACCGUGGCGCCAUCUAUCAACCAAUAUUCUCACCAAGUGCAAUUGGUCAAUUCCAAAGCAGACAACAGGAGGCUGACUUCUAAAUCUAAAGCAAUGGAAAUGGCAAGUGCAAAUGUAAGUCAAGGCAUGGCUGACCAAAUCACGCUAUCAGCCUCUGAUGGCUCUGAAUCAGAAUCAGAAUCAAAUCAUGCAAAUUCCUCUGUAAAUUCCUCUUCUCAUGUUGAAGUUGAAAAUGGAAACACUGGGGGAAAAAAACCAACAAGCUGGAAUGAAUCCAGAAUUAAGUUGCCAUCCAACUACUUCCAAUUCAUGUACGACAAAAAAGAUGGCAAAGGCUUUUCAGUUAAAUGCCUCAUAUGUCACAAGACAAAGACAAAGUUUAAUAAAAAAGACGAGAUUGAACUUCUGACUAUUACCGACAAUUCUGGAUACAAUGCCAAGAGGCACAUAAGAUAGGGGAGAACGGGGUCAACUUGGACACGGGUCAUAUUGGACAAAGACCCUAAGUGCUA
Daphnia magna is the source of this 632-nucleotide messenger RNA. RefSeq lists its product as uncharacterized. The record is from RefSeq and is a predicted model, not a curated record. Lineage: Eukaryota; Metazoa; Arthropoda; Branchiopoda; Diplostraca; Daphniidae. The coding region runs from base 16 to 576 and encodes 186 amino acids. The transcript has 3 exons.